Phragmites australis (common reed) is the source of this 1148-nucleotide messenger RNA. RefSeq lists its product as uncharacterized. The transcript has 4 exons. The coding region runs from base 58 to 954 and encodes 298 amino acids. The record is from RefSeq and is a predicted model, not a curated record. NCBI's taxonomy places the organism in Eukaryota, Viridiplantae, Streptophyta, Magnoliopsida, Poales, Poaceae.
UAGGGGGAGACGCCACCGAGAGAGUGGUGGGGCGGAGGGAGUUAACGCGAGGUCGCCAUGGUGGGAGGCGUCAUGCGCGCGGCCGCGAAGGUCGGCAUCGCAGGGGGCGCCGCGGCGGCGAAGGGUGGCGGCCGCUUCCGCCACGGCGCGCCCGCGCUCGCCACGGCCCCCGCCGCCUCCGAGGCGACGCCGCUGGUCUCUGCCUCGGCUGGCGAGGUGCCCCCCGCGGCGGCGCAGUGGGCGUCGUCCUGGGAGGUGGACGACUGGGAGCUAGCGGACUGGAGGGACGACGCCGCGGCCGUUGCGGUGGCGGUGGCGGAGGAGAAGCCGAGGCUGGUGUUCGCGCCACCGUCGAGGGAGGAGGCCGAGGAGGCCACCACCGAGCUCAGAGACGCCAUAGAGAGGAUUUAUUUUAAUGAGUCUCCAGUAGAGGUUGUUAAGGAACAGGAUAAGGAGGUUGACAUUAACAAGCUGGCAACGGAUGCAAUAAUUCCUUCUAUGCCUGGGCAUGUUGUGCAAGCUUUUACAUUGCUGAAAUCAAGCCCAGAGGCUCAGAGUGUUGUCGCCUCCCUUGCAUCCGAUAGAAACGUCUGGGAUGCAGUAUUGAAGAAUGACAAGGUUAUGGAAUUUUACAAGACCCACCAGCCAACUCUAGUUCAGACUUUCCCUGAGGACACUGCCACAGUUGAGUCACCUGAAAAUGCAUCCCAUGGGGAACUGCCUACCGGCUCACCUUUCUCUGAGUUUGUGGAUAACGCGAAGAGGACGGUGGUGGAGCUGGUCCACAAUAUAACCCACUUCUUCCAAGACAUGUUCCGGAAUCCAGGAGAAGCCCAGGCCGGAGCAGGCUCGUCAGCUGAGAAGGGCCCUUCUUUCGCGGAGAUGGCUGCUGGCGGAUCCUUGGUGGCUCUGACCAUAGCGGUCAUCCUAGUUCUUCUGUUCAAGAGGGCGUGAUUAGCUCUUGCCUCCUGGGACUUAUCGUAGUUUAAAUCUGUCGAAAAUUACUCGUCUAUGGUAUGGUUAAGAACUACGAAUGUUAUGUACAGCUUUGUCCUUGGUAUCUAUCGAUGGCUAGUGGAAACAGUAUCAAUAAAAGACAAUGUGUGCUAUAUAAUGUUUUUUAAUCUUAUCUGAACAAUUGCUUGGUA